AUGGCUCCCUACCAGAAUAAUCAUGCCAUCGUGUUUGGGUGUUCUGGCAUCAACGGCUGGGCCCUGGUAAACCAAUUGCUAUCCGGAUACCCUGCCGCUAGGGCUUUUUCUAAGGUUACUGCCAUUUCAAACCGUACUUUCAAGCCCGAAUAUGCUGGGUGGCCCCGCGAUGUUGGUGAUCGGCUGCAGAUCGUCUCGGGGAUCGAUCUUUCGGCUGGAGAUGAUCUCUCUCUGAAAAAGAUCCUUGCGGAAAAGAUCUCAUCUGUGGAGACUGUUAGCCAUAUCUACUAUGCUGGUAAAGAUAUUCAUGCCCGCGAUGGCGCAGAGGAGUCUCGGUUGAACAAGGAGAUGCUACGGGCUGCGGUGCAGUCUAUCGAGGAUCUGUCUCCUGUGCUCAAAUUUGUCACGCUCGCAUAUGGAGUCAUGAUGUUUGAUAAAUUCCCUUUCCGAGGACAAACGCCCUUGAAGGAAAGCUAUCCACGUAUUCCCGAAGAGUAUGCCAAAAAUCUUUUCUACUAUCACCUGGUCGACCUACUUCAUGAAUUGUCUGCGAAUAAAUCCUGGUCGUGGUGCGAGGUUCGGCCGGAUAUCAUUAUUGGCGUUGCCCCAUUCGGAAAUGCUAACUGCAUCGCUCAAACCACCGGAAUUUUCCUGGGACUUUACCGAGCCCUCGAAGGACCCGGAGCUCGGGUCGCGUUCCCUGGCACCGAAGCUGGCUGGAAACUCUUGUCGACCGAUUCCAACCAGGAUAUCAUUGCACAGUUCUGUAUCCAUGCCUCUCUCCAGCCCCGAGAGAAGGUUCACGGUCAAGCUUUCAACAUCGGUGAUAAUGCAACGCCUUUGUCAUGGGAAAAGCGCUGGCCAAUCCUCGCCUCGUACUUUGGGCUGGAGGGCGUUGGGCCAAGCGAUGAUGCCGUGACCGGGCCCGAGUACGUUGAGCGCCACAAAGAGAAGUUCCAGGCCUUGUGCCAGGACCGUGGCCUCAAGGAAGACAUCAUGUACACCAGCAUUCGGAACACUGGCUCGAGAGGAAGUGUGAUGAAACUCAUGGACUUUGACCGCAAUUUGGAUUUGAGCAAGGCUAGGGCUCUGGGUUUCAACAGCGAAUUGAGUACCGAGAGCUCCUGGUAUACUGCUUUUGACCGUGUGCGUGAAGCCAAACUCAUGUUUUAG
Messenger RNA from Penicillium brasilianum, 1173 nucleotides. Lineage: Eukaryota; Fungi; Ascomycota; Eurotiomycetes; Eurotiales; Aspergillaceae. The record is from the annotation of a GenBank genome assembly.